Molecule: messenger RNA, 2216 nt
Organism: Bombina bombina (fire-bellied toad)
Lineage: Eukaryota; Metazoa; Chordata; Amphibia; Anura; Bombinatoridae
Gene: WBP4
Product: WW domain binding protein 4
Exons: 11
Coding region: 143-1273 (376 amino acids)
Biological process (GO): mRNA splicing, via spliceosome
Cellular component (GO): precatalytic spliceosome; nucleus
Molecular function (GO): RNA binding; protein binding; zinc ion binding
Source: RefSeq, a predicted model, not a curated record
AUAACAGGGGAGGGAGGAGGCUUCUAGCAAAAUAAGCAAACGCGGUGUGGUCCUACUGGUCUGCCGUAGCUGGAAGAGGGUUCAUGGCUGCUGCAGGGAAGAGUUGCUGAUGUGAUGGCCAGUUCAUAUCAAAUAAGCUGACAUGGCAGACUACUGGAAAUCGCAGCCAAAGAAAUUCUGUACUUACUGCAAGUGUUGGAUUGCUGAUAACAAGCCUAGUAUAGAAUUUCAUGAAAGGGGCAAAAACCAUAAAGAAAAUGUUGCUAAGAAAAUCAGUGAGAUUAAAAAGAAAAGUAUGGACAAGUUAAAGGCUGAUGAAAAGAAGUCCAAGGAAUUUGCUGCAAUGGAGGAAGCUGCAUUGAAGGCCUAUGAGGAAGAUCUUAAGAGAAUUUCAGGAGCAUUGCCUGUUGCAGCUCCAGCAAGACCGAGCAUCCAAGAGAUAAAAGCACGAGAUGAGCAAAAGUGGAAGGAGAUUGAAGCAAUAGAAAAACACCAUGCCAAAAGACAAUGGACAAAGGGGGUUUCUCCAGAAGGCUACCCAUACUAUUACAAUACUUUAACUGGAGAAUCUCAGUGGGAAGCACCAGAAGGAUAUGAAGAAAAGGCUGAGGACUCGAAAAAGAUUGAUACAAGUUCUGUGUGGGUUGAAGGAGUCUCUGAAGAAGGCUUUACAUACUAUUAUAAUGCAAGCACAGGAGAAUCUAGGUGGGAUAAACCAGAAGAUUCUGAUCCAACUCCGCCAAAAGAUAGUGAAAAUGAGGCUGAGGUACCUACAGAGUCAUCCGCAACAGUUGAGGCGGACUCUACAUCACCCACAGAACCAACAAUAGAUGAAGAACCACCCGCGGAAGAUAAAGAAGCAGAAACCUCUCCAGAGAAACAAGCACCGAAAAUAAAUUUUAGGGGGCAAAAUGAGUCUAAACCAGAUAGUGAUCACGAAGAAGAAUGUGAAUCCAAAAAAGAUGGCAGUGAUGAAGAAGAGGCCAAGCCUGUUAAUCACAAACCACAAACAAGACGACCAAAUCCUUAUGGAGUUUGGGAGGAAAUUAAAGAAGAGGAGGAUCCCUACGAUAAUGUGGAUUUAGAGCUUCCUGAAGUGGAAUAUGAAAAUCCACCAGUGUCCGUGACUGACCUUCCGCAGGAGCCUAAAUUGAAAUUUAAGGAGAAAAAAAUAACUUCCCUUGGAGACACAGUGGGUGGGUCUUCUGUCUUCAAAAAAAGAAAGCUUGAAAACGGCAAAUCUCGAAGCAUACGCCAGAGAGUCAAUGAAUAGUAAAGGACUUGCUUUUUGUAACAGCUCAUUUUUAUUUUUAAUGGAAACUUUGCAAUCUGAGUUUUUUUUGUUUUUUUUAGAUAACUGUGCAUGGUGUGAAAUAAUAAAGAUUGUAAAGAUUUGAUUUUUAUUUUUACCUUCUUAGUUUCCCUGAUUCAUGUUUUCUAUACAAAUUGCAAUUUUUCAUCCUAAUUUCAAGAACCUGUGUAUCUCUCUCUACAGCUAUCUGGUCCUCACUAGUAUCUUUAAACAUAAUGUUUUUUAUGAAACAAACUAUUGAUCAUAAAUAUAAAAGUACAAAAAGAGAUGGACGUUCAAUCAAAUCAACUAUUUGCACAGUAUUCUCUUCCAGUAUCAGUGAUCACACAAGUAAAAAAAAGGGACUGUUUUUCAUCAAGUGCACAAUGUUGUUAAUACUUCUUGGAUAUUUCGCAGCACCUUCCCAGGGCCAACAUUACACCCACCUUAUGUGCGCAUAUGCCUGUGUGAUAUUGUACAGAAUCGUUUAGCUUUCAUCCCACAUUUUCCCAUUUUUAACACACAGUGCCUUGCAACAUCACUUUAGCUGACAACUAAAAUUGAAGAAAAGUUUGUUCAUCUCUAAUUGAUAUUUGGGAGGAUCCGAUGUAUAGUUCUAAGUCUGCCUGUGUGUGUUUGUGUUUUGCAGUGGUUGCCAUAUAUUUUUAUAAAACAUUUCUUUUUGGUAUGCAGUUUUUUCCUUUAUUGUGUAGAAUGUAUAGAUUUGUAUAUAUUUGCCUUGUCAGUAAUAAGAUAAUUCCAAUGUGAUCUUUAGGGUGUAAAAGGUUGGACACCCGUGCUAUAAAUCCUACAUAAAUCUGUAUAUGCAAAUUUAAAAUAAUAAAAUUACAUGAAUCCCUUUCAAAUUGUAAUAUAAAAUGUCCAAUUGUGUUAAAAAAAUAAAUUAAAACAAUUUUGCAAUCUA